ACCAUGGCAAUCGCAUUGGCCGCCUUCCUGCAGCUGCUGCUUCCACCGCUCUUCUCCCUCGCCGCCGUUGUCCUCCUCCUGCAUGCCCGUGCUUCGUGGAGACUCCACAAGCCGGCGGCGCCCUACCCGCUGCUCGGCCACCUGCCCCAGUUCCUGGCGAACCGGCACCGCAUCCUGGACUGGGUGGCCGAGGUGCUCGCGCGCCAGCCCACCUGCACGCUCGUCUUCCACCGCCCGGGCGGCGAACGGGGCGUCAUCACCGCCAACCCGGCCAACCUGGAGCACGUCAUGCGCGCCGGCUUCCACAACUACCCCAAGGGCCCGCGCUUCACGUCGGCGCUCCACGACUUCCUGGGCCAUGGCAUCCUCAACGUCGACGGCCAUGGGUGGCGCGCGCAGCGCAAGGCUGCCAGCUACGAGUUCAACACGCGCUCGCUGCGCCUCUUCGUCGCCCGCACCGUGCACACCGAGCUCCACGGCAGGCUCCUCCCGCUGCUGCGCCGCGCCGCCGGCUCAGGCCGUCCGGUCGACCUGCAGGACACGCUCGAGCGCUACGCCUUUGAUAAUAUCUGCCGCGUCGCCUUCGACCACGACCCCCGGCAGCUCCCGGACGGGGAUGCAGCGACCGAGAGCACGGCGAGCGGCAGGUUCGCCGACGCGUUCCGCGACGCCGCCAAUCUCAGCGCCGGCAGGUUCCGCCAAUCUCACCGGCCGGAGCGGUGGCUGGACCCGGCGGAGGAGGGGACGUUCCUGCCGGAGAGCCCGUUCCGGUACAUCGUGUUCCACGCCGGGCCGAGGAUCUGCCUCGGGAAGGAGAUGACGUACAUCCAGAUGAAGUCCAUCGUGGCGUGCGUGCUGGAGGAGUUCGAGGUGGCGGUGGACGGCGGCUACACGCCGCGGCCGGUGGCCUCCCUGACGUUGCGGAUGGCCGACGGGCUCCCGGUCAGGGUCAAGGCUCCUUCCCGUACUCUUCUCGGAAAGCUCAAUCAAAUUACAUCCUCCAAGGCACGUGGCCGCAUCUUCCACUACCUGGGAAGCGGUGGUUACCGCGGUGCCUCCGGCUCUCUGGCCAUGGUGUCCGAGGCCGAGCGCACGGCGCGACAGAAGGCAAGGUACAACCGGCGCAAUGUCGGUCACCAAUACGCGUUUGCCAAGACAGACGUGACGUCGGGAUGGGUCCCCAACGACACAGACCUCGCUGCGGCGUGGGCGCUCGACCGCACCGUCACCACCGCAGAGACGUCCGCCAGGGGCCACCGCCGUGUUGACAGCGAGCUCGCUAAGAAUGGCGAGGAGUGGUCGCUUAGCGACUGCUCCGCCAACGCCGGCAGGGGCAAGGCCGCCGGCACGGUGCCGCCAGUGCCUUCGGCAGUGGCCAAGGCGACCCUUCGCACCGCGCAACAGGAGGCGGAGUGGCUCCUCGGCGAGCAUAAGGCACGACAACACCGCCGCCGUCGAUGCUCCAUUGUUGCUCCUGCCGUCCCUUUAAUGGUGAUUCCCGGCGCCGGCGUGCAGGAACCUCUUGAACCAAGGCUGCCUUUCUCGGUUCCAUCGGCCGCGGCGGUCAUCCUCCUCCCUGAGCAACUACAGGGACCGUGA
This is a messenger RNA of Triticum aestivum (bread wheat), 1599 nucleotides long. Its product is annotated as cytochrome P450 94A1. The transcript is spliced from 4 exons. The coding region runs from base 4 to 1599 and encodes 531 amino acids. Gene Ontology annotation, molecular function: iron ion binding; oxidoreductase activity, acting on paired donors, with incorporation or reduction of molecular oxygen; heme binding. NCBI's taxonomy places the organism in Eukaryota, Viridiplantae, Streptophyta, Magnoliopsida, Poales, Poaceae. The record is from RefSeq and is a predicted model, not a curated record.